AUGUUUCAUCGUCCAAUAAUAUAUAUACUAUGAUGAGAGUGCGGUUUCCUUUGUUGGUGUUGCUGGGAACUGUUUUCCUGGCAUCAGUUUGUGUCUCAUUAAAGGUGAGAGAGGAUGAGAAUAACCCUUUCUACUUGAGAAGCUCUAACAGCUUCCAAACUCUCUUUGAGAACCAAAACGGUCGCAUUCGUCUCCUCCAGAGAUUCAACAAACGCUCCCCACAACUUGAGAACCUUCGAGACUACCGGAUUGUCCAGUUUCAGUCAAAACCCAACACAAUCCUUCUCCCCCACCAUGCUGACGCCGAUUUCCUCCUCUUUGUCCUUAGCGGGAGAGCCAUACUUACCUUGGUGAACAACGACGACAGAGACUCCUACAACCUUCACCCUGGCGAUGCCCAGAGAAUCCCAGCUGGAACCACUUACUAUUUGGUUAACCCUCACGACCACCAGAAUCUCAAAAUAAUCAAACUUGCCAUACCCGUCAACAAACCUGGCAGAUAUGAUGAUUUCUUCUUAUCUAGCACUCAAGCCCAACAGUCCUACUUGCAAGGCUUCAGCCAUAAUAUUCUAGAGACCUCCUUCCAUAGCGAAUUCGAGGAGAUAAACAGGGUUUUGUUUGGAGAGGAAGAGGAGCAGAGGCAGCAAGAGGGAGUGAUCGUGGAACUCUCAAAGGAACAAAUUCGGCAACUGAGCAGACGUGCCAAAUCUAGUUCAAGGAAAACCAUUUCCUCCGAAGAUGAACCAUUCAACUUGAGAAGCCGCAACCCCAUCUAUUCCAACAACUUUGGAAAGUUCUUUGAGAUCACCCCUGAGAAAAACCCACAGCUUCGGGACUUGGAUAUCUUCCUCAGUUCUGUGGAUAUCAACGAAGGAGCCCUUCUUCUACCACACUUCAAUUCAAAGGCCAUAGUGAUACUAGUGAUUAAUGAAGGAGAUGCAAACAUUGAACUUGUUGGCAUUAAAGAACAACAACAGAAGCAGAAACAGGAAGAGGAACCUUUGGAAGUGCAAAGGUACAGAGCUGAAUUGUCUGAAGACGAUGUAUUUGUAAUUCCAGCAGCUUAUCCAUUUGUCGUCAACGCUACCUCAAACCUCAAUUUCCUUGCUUUUGGUAUCAAUGCUGAGAACAACCAGAGGAACUUCCUUGCAGGCGAGAAAGACAAUGUGGUAAGGCAGAUAGAAAGACAAGUGCAGGAGCUUGCGUUCCCUGGGUCUGCACAAGAUGUUGAGAGGCUAUUAAAGAAGCAGAGGGAAUCCUACUUUGUUGAUGCUCAGCCUCAGCAGAAGGAGGAGGGGAGUAAGGGAAGAAAGGGUCCUUUUCCUUCAAUCUUAGGUGCUCUCUACUGAAUAACUACGUAAAUGUAUGCUGUAAGAGCUCAUCGUGAGCGUGGAAUGUAUCUGCCCAUGUAACUAUAAAAACUUGAGCUCCACCUAUCUUCUAUCUACUACGAAUAAAUAAAUCCAGCAUAUGAUGCUUGUGUUUUGUAGCC
This is a messenger RNA of Glycine soja, 1492 nucleotides long. RefSeq names its product beta-conglycinin beta subunit 1. The transcript is spliced from 6 exons. The coding region runs from base 30 to 1349 and encodes 439 amino acids. The record is from RefSeq and is a predicted model, not a curated record. Lineage: Eukaryota; Viridiplantae; Streptophyta; Magnoliopsida; Fabales; Fabaceae.